Molecule: messenger RNA, 562 nt
Organism: Notechis scutatus (mainland tiger snake)
Lineage: Eukaryota; Metazoa; Chordata; Lepidosauria; Squamata; Elapidae
Source: RefSeq, a predicted model, not a curated record
ACCCCUUUCCUUCUCUCCCUCCCCCUCCUUCCGCAGCUGGAACUGGCCACCGCCAAGAGCGACAUGAACCGCCACCUCCACGAGUACAUGGAAAUGUGCAGCAUGAAACGGGGCCUGGACGUUCAGAUGGAGACCUGCCGGCGGUUGAUCAAAGGCUCUGCGGAAAGAAAUUCCCCCUCGCCCAGCUCCCUCGCCAGCAGCGACUCGGGCAACACGGACGAGAUCCCGGACGACUUUGACAGAGAAGCAGACGUGGAGCCCAUGGUCAGCUGAUGAACACCCAGAGCAUUGGGGCGCAGGGCUUGGGGGGAGGGGCUCGGUUUGGCGGGACGGGGGAGAACCAGAAAACUUUGGGAGAAAAACAAACGAACAAACAAAAAAAACCUGGACAAAAGUUGAAACCUUUUGCAGCACGGUGGGGGGAAUCCAGGACCUUCCAAGCGUCCUCCGCCGGCAUUCCCGGAGGGCCUCGGCCUCCCGCGUCAUCUCAGGAUUGGUGCUGUGAAAACUUUCGUACUCUUCCCUCGGACGACAAAUGUGACGAAAAAAAACAAACAACAAC